Molecule: messenger RNA, 1773 nt
Organism: Orycteropus afer afer
Lineage: Eukaryota; Metazoa; Chordata; Mammalia; Tubulidentata; Orycteropodidae
Source: RefSeq, a predicted model, not a curated record
AUGAUCAAGUUCCAGGAAGAGGUGAUGUUCAAGGAUGUGGCUGUGGUCUUCACUGAGGAGGAGCUGGCCCUACUGGACAAGGGAGAUGUGAUGCUGGAAAACUUCCGGGACCUGGUCUCAGUGGAAGACGGGAUCAAAAACAACUUUUCAAACCUUCAGGGGACAGGACUGAGUUACCCCUCACAAGCAAUGUUCCUCUGCUGGCAGAUUUGGAAACACAGAAUUAGUGACUUAGCUGAGAGUCAGGAUUAUGUCACAAAUCUUCAAGGAGAUUGUCCCCAUUGUGCAGAAAAAGGUGUUUCCUUCUGUGAAGAGUGGGCAGGAACAUCUCUUCAGGUUGUGGAAAAUGAAAUGGUGGUAAAUACCAUUAAUUUCGAACAUCCAUCAGCUUGGAAAGGCUUGACCCAGGUCCUGACCCCAGAAUCUUCGAGAGAAGCCAGCAUAACAACAGAGCCCCAGAAUUCUCAGGGAAGAUGUAGAAGAAUUCACGUGGAAGAGAGAAUGUGUGGAUGUGAUUGGUGUGAUGGGAGCUUCCGUUGGCCCUCACAUGAUCAUGACAGUUCCCAGGAAUGUAAUGGAGAGGAACACUGUAGAUCCAAUGACUGUGGGAGAAGCUUGGUCACGGAGUCAACCAUUGAACGAUACAAUGUAGUCCAUAUGGUAUCAACACCUUCCAAAUGUAAUUGCUGUAGAAUGGGCUUCAUAGAUGAUUCAAAUCCUCCCACUCAUCACCGUGCUCACACAGGACAAAAAGCUUAUAAAUGGGACCAAUAUGGAAAAGACUUUAGUCAGAGCUCAGACUUAGUUCAUAAUGAAACCCAUUCAGGUGCAAAAUUUUAUAACUGCCAUGAGUGGUCUAAGGGCUGCAAACAGAGCUCAUACCUUCCCAGAUAUCCAAAAGUACCCUCAGGAGACAAACCCUACAAAUGUGAUGAAUGUGGCAAGGGCUUUCAGCGGACCUCCUCUCUGCACAACCAUCAUCGAAUCCAUACAGGAGAGAUGCCCUACAAAUGCGACGUGUGCGGUAAGGGGUUUGGAUCCAGCUCACUGCUUUGUAGUCAUCAGGGAGUACACACAGGGCAAAAACGCUGUAAGUGUGAAGAGUGUAGGAAGGCAUUUGAUCAGAGCUCAAAUCUUGUCCACCAGAGGGUGCACACUGGAGAGAAACCCUACAAAUGCAGUAAGUGUGGCAAGUGUUUCAGUUCCAGCUCCGUUCUUCAAGUCCACCAGCGGCUGCACAUGGGAGAGAAGCUGUAUAGGUGUCAUGAGUGUGGGAAAGGCUUCAGCCAAAGCACACACCUUCAUAUUCACCAGAGAGUCCACACAGGAGAGAAGCCGUACAAAUGCAAUGUGUGCAGCAAGGACUUUGCAUACAGUUCAGUUCUUCACACUCACCAGAGGGUUCACAUGGGAGAAAAGCCUUACACAUGUGAUGUCUGUGGGAAGGGCUUCAGUUAUAGCUCAUACUUUCAUCUACAUCAAAAAGAUCACACAAGAGAGAAACCCUACAAAUGUGAUGAGUGUGGUAAGAGCUUCAGCUGGAAUUCAGAUCUUCAUGUCCAUCUCAGGGUCCACACAGGAGAAAGGCCCUGUAAGUGCAAAGAAUACGGUAAGGGCUUCAGUCACAAUUCUUAUCUUCUUGCCCAUCACAGAGUGCAUAUCAACAAGUCAUAACAUACAUGUCAUGAGUGUGGUGAGGGUUUUAGCAAUAGCUCAGACCUGCUUACUCAUCAAAAACUGCAUAUGAGGACAGAGGCAUUACAGAUGUCGUGA